Molecule: messenger RNA, 291 nt
Organism: Plenodomus lingam JN3
Lineage: Eukaryota; Fungi; Ascomycota; Dothideomycetes; Pleosporales; Leptosphaeriaceae
Source: RefSeq, a predicted model, not a curated record
AUGCUCUUGGCGUUGAUGAUAAGACUCGGCGAGGGCAGGGAUGUAGGAUAUCUUGGGGUUCUGCACCACGGCUGGGUGAGGGUUCGGGCGCAGACGCUCAACAGGGGUGAGUAUGCACUGCGAGCCUGCGUCAGCCACCAAGCCUCUGUGAACCGAGCAUUGGCCAAGCGCGUUGGUGCCCUGGAGGAGAAGACAGUACAUCACCACGCGGCUGAGUCGCAGUCGAUAGGCGCCCCAGUCCCUCCACCAGAGAUUGCCACGCCUGUUUCAAAGAGCGACAUUCAGCGCUGA